This is a messenger RNA of Colletes gigas, 2279 nucleotides long. RefSeq lists its product as uncharacterized. The transcript is spliced from 7 exons. The record is from RefSeq and is a predicted model, not a curated record. The coding region runs from base 324 to 2135 and encodes 603 amino acids. NCBI's taxonomy places the organism in Eukaryota, Metazoa, Arthropoda, Insecta, Hymenoptera, Colletidae.
GUAAAAUCACGGCUUUCUAUAGCGCGCAAGCCUUUAUCGUUUUGUUUUGUAGAAUUCGGUAAGUUAAGUGAAUAUCUUUGGUAAAUUGACUAUGCUAUACGUAUGCCGAAUGAAAUGUUAGCUGAGAAAAAGCGAUCACGCGUCAAGAAAGUGUGUGGGAAAAUGAGUUAACCGUGUGUUAACGCGCAGUGGUCAACAAUCCGUGGAAGUUUAGUAAGGGAAUAUAUUCCAUAUUCAGGACUUGAUAACGUCGAGGUAAUUUCACAUCGAUGCUUAUGAUCGACUAUAUUACUAUUUAGAAAGACGUAUAUAGCGAGUGAAAAAUGAGCGCAUCUGCCUUAAAAUCAACGAUACCUGGAGUAGGUACGUCUCCAACUUCUACCAGUCAUUCUAUUCUUCCAAUGAAUGCAAUGGCACAAAAAGUUGUGUCUGGAUCAGAACCAGGAUCUAUGAAGCCUUUACCAGGAACUGGGUUAAGUUAUGUUACGUUACAACCACCCAGUCAACCUUUGAGUUUAGUACAAGAUCAUAGACCUUCGGUAUAUCAAACACCACCGUAUGUAAGCAGCAAUUCUGAAAAGGAAUCGGAUCUGGAUAAAUUAAUUCCUAAUGGAGUAGAAAUCAUAAAAACAGAAACAGAACAAACUAUAUCUGUUGCUAUGAAGCAGAGCGAAUCUAAUAGAAAUAACAAUUUAAGUCCAGAUAACCCAACUCAAGAACCACAAAAAGAGAAUCAAUCGGAACAAGAGAUGACAUCUAUGAAUUUAGAUUUUCCUGCACUAUGUCCACAACUGCAAAAUAAAGUUGAAGAAAAGAAACCUUCUAUAAAUAACAGUUCGAAAGAACCUGAUGGAACGCCGAUUAAUACAGCUUUACAAACAAAGUUAUCUUCACACAAGUCGGAAGAUGUAUCAGUAGUAAAAGCUGAUAGUCAAAAGUCAAAAGCUACGUCUCAAAAUACAAAAUUUGCGGCAGAUAGUUCUGCAAUGUCACAAACAAGUAAUCCACCAAAGGUUGAAACAAAAGUCACUGGUUCGCCAAAAGCAAAUAAACGAAAAUCUAGAGAAUUAAAGGAUUUAAAAGGAGUAUCAGCAGCUUCAGAUGGUGCAAGUAAGCCAAAAAGAAAUCGAAUUCAAACACAGCCUUAUCAAAGUCCGUUACCAGAAAUUGCACUUAUUGUAAAAAAUUUAAAUAAGCCACCACCGUCUAAAGCAAUUGAUGACAAACUUAUAGUAUUCUACAAAAAUGAAUUUUUGGCUGUGAGAAAUGCAGAGGGAAGCUUUUAUGUAUGUCAAGCAAUGCAAAAUAUAUAUAAGUCAAGCAGACGAAUUCGUAUACGUUGGCUUUCUCAAGACAAAAAUAAUGGAGAAAUAUAUUCACCAGAUUUUUAUGAUUUCAUAGACUUUGAUUGUAUAUUAACAAAUCUAAAUUUAAAUAAGAUCGACAAAAACAAAUUUCAACUAACCAAGAUCGAGCUAUUGCGUACAGAGAAUAUUUUGAAAAGAGCAAUUGACGUUGAGGCUGGCGUAUCUGAAAAACCACGAGUAACGGAAGAACAUCCAGACGGACUUGACCUUUCACUUUACAAAGAUGAAUCACAAUUAAAGAGAAGAAAAAACCACAACUUACACAAACAAAAGCAAAGUUUGCUUAAGAAAUCAAAACAGCUUGAAAGCUCGUCCGAAGAUGAAGCUCCUGAGGAAGAGUCAGGGAAAAAAUCACCAAAAUCGAAUCGUUCCAAGAAACGAACGGUUAAAGCAUUAGCCAUUGCUAAAUCUGUUGCAAAAGGAUCUAGUAGAGCGGAAAGAGCAUUAAACAGAAACACAAAGUCGGGAAGUGAAGUUGCUACCACCACUAAUACUAGUGUAACUACCAGUACUACAGCCAAUACCGUUCCAUCUGUAGAUGCUACUAAAAACAGUUCUGGCAUUAAAAAGAGCGAAAAUAAAAAAAGCAUAAAACAACAGAAUAACAAUAGCACAAGUGGAGUUUCAAGGAUAAAACAACGUACAUCUGCUGAAAAUACACAACAGAGUAGCAAAGCAACAGGACGUCCAAAACGUAUGGCCGCUACCACAGGUAUUCUGUCGACCGAAGAAACAACUUCUCGAAAGAAACCACGUGGACGAGCAUAAGAUUAACGUAAUUUACAUGUUUUUCCUAUGCAACACCUAGAACAGAAUCUGUAUCGUAGACAAUAUGUACACGUAGUACACUCUUUAAAAUUGCGAUCAAUUUAUAAUGUAAUAUAUAUGAUCUCAAGAUUCUUAUAUCUAUCA